AAGGCAUCUGCUUGAGCCUUCAGUGUUGCCAGAUUGGGCCAGAUUUUCCGCCCCAUCUGGCAACCCUGACUGCAGCGUGCUGCCGACAGGUCUUGCCCAAUUUGGCAACAGUGUGUGCCGUUAUCUCCUCGGUGGCGCUAUCUCCGGAUUCUGUUGCAUACUGUGCCUGUCAAAAACUAUCUAUCGAUAUAAAAGACGACCGCAGCUGUAGGCCCACAGAGGAGAGCUAUAGCCAUGUCUUCCAGCUCCGCGAUGGCGCGCAUCCUGAUCAAAGGGGGCAAGGUGGUGAACGACGACUGCACGCAGGAGGCCGACGUGUACAUCGAGAACGGCGUGGUGCAGCAGGUGGGCCGCGAGCUGAUGAUCCCGGGGGGCGCCAAAGUGAUCGACGCGUCACGCAAGCUGGUGAUGCCCGGGGGCAUCGACACCAGCGUCCACCUGCAGGAGACCUUCAUGAACGCCGCCACCGCCGACGACUACUACAGCGGCACCAAGGCGGCACUGGCUGGCGGGACCACCAUGGUGAUCGGACACGUCCUCCCGGAGAGGAACGAGUCCCUGCUGGAGGCCUACGAGAGCUGCCGCAGCAUGGCCGACCCCAAGGCCUGCUGCGACUACGCCCUGCACGUGGGGGUCACCUGGUGGGGGCCCAAGGUCCAGGCUGAGAUGGAGAAGCUGGUGAGGGAGCACGGGGUCAACUCCUUCCAGCUCUUCAUGGCCUACAAGGACCAGUUCAUGCUGCGGGACGGCGAGCUCUUCCAGGCCCUGCAGCACUGCAAGGACAUCGGCGCCGUGGCCCGGGUCCACGCCGAGAACGGGGAGCUGGUGGCGGAGGGCACUAAGGAGACUCUGGAUCUGGGCAUCACCGGCCCUGAGGGCAUUGAGAUCAGCAGGCCUGAAGAGCUGGAGUCAGAAGCCACCCACAGGGCCAUCACCAUCGCAAAUAGAGUGCACUGCCCCAUCUACCUGGUCAAUGUCUCCAGCAUGUCCGCCGGGGAUGUUGUGGCAACAGCUAAGAUGCAGGGUAAGGUGGUCCACGGGGAGACCACUGUGGCCCACGCGGUGCUCAACGGCCUGCAGUACUACCACCAGGACUGGGCGCACGCUGCGGCGUACGUCACCGUGCCGCCCCUCCGCCUGGACCCCAACACACCCAACUACCUCAUGAGCCUGCUCGGAAACGACACGCUGAAUGUGGUGUCGUCAGACCACCGGCCGUUCACCAUCAACCAGAAGGCCAUGGGGAAGGACGACUUCACCAAGAUCCCCCAUGGGGUCCCGGGCAUCCAGGACCGCAUGAGCGUCCUCUGGGAGAGAGGAGUGGUCGGAGGUAAACUGGACGAGAACCAGUUUGUGGCGGUCACCAGCUCCAACGCUGCCAAGAUCUACAACCUCUACCCCCGGAAGGGGCGGAUCGUCCCGGGGGCCGACGCCGACAUCGUUGUCUGGGAUCCGGAGGGCUCCAAGACCAUCACCGUGGAGACCCAGGUGCAGGGGGGAGACACCAACCUGUACGAAGGCCUGCGUUGCCAUGGCGUCCCCAUCGUCACCAUCAGCCGCGGCCGUCUGGUGUACGAGAACGGCGUGUUCACGUGCGCCGAGGGCUCCGGGAAGUUCUACCCACUGCGCACCUUCCCGGACUUCCUGUACAAGAAGAUGGUGCAGAGGGAGAAGUGCACGGCCCUGAAGCCGGUGGAGAGGGAGCCGUACACGGGGGAGGUGGUGGAGGUGGUGGUCCCAGGGAGGAGGGACUUCGGCUGCUCAGACCUGGACACCCCCACCCGGCCCUGCACCCGGCACGGCGGGGUCCGGGACCUCCACGGGUCCAGCUUCAGCUUCUCCGGUGCCCAGAUUGACGACAGCCUCCCCAAGAGGUCCUCCGCCCGUAUCCUGGCGCCUCCGGGCGGCCGCUCUAGUGGGAUCUGGUAACCGCGCACUAACGCACAGGAACAGGAGAACACCACCCCAGAGACGCACCACUUCCUUGUCCUUUCAAAAUAAAAGCAAAAA
Messenger RNA from Gadus chalcogrammus (walleye pollock), 2010 nucleotides. Its product is annotated as dihydropyrimidinase-related protein 5-like. The record is from RefSeq and is a predicted model, not a curated record. Gene Ontology annotation, cellular component: cytosol; cytoplasm. NCBI's taxonomy places the organism in Eukaryota, Metazoa, Chordata, Actinopteri, Gadiformes, Gadidae. The coding region runs from base 235 to 1929 and encodes 564 amino acids. Gene Ontology annotation, molecular function: hydrolase activity, acting on carbon-nitrogen (but not peptide) bonds, in cyclic amides. The transcript is spliced from 13 exons.